Messenger RNA from Austrofundulus limnaeus, 3323 nucleotides. RefSeq names its product solute carrier family 13 member 2 (gene slc13a2). Gene Ontology annotation, biological process: fumarate transport; cellular response to lithium ion; succinate transmembrane transport. Gene Ontology annotation, cellular component: plasma membrane. Gene Ontology annotation, molecular function: succinate transmembrane transporter activity; sodium:dicarboxylate symporter activity; alpha-ketoglutarate transmembrane transporter activity. NCBI's taxonomy places the organism in Eukaryota, Metazoa, Chordata, Actinopteri, Cyprinodontiformes, Rivulidae. The record is from RefSeq and is a predicted model, not a curated record. The coding region runs from base 198 to 1958 and encodes 586 amino acids. The transcript has 12 exons.
AGCACUGAAUUGUGCAGAUUUUAGUUUCUUUAGCUCAGCAGCUUUUUACGAAGCACUUCUCUAAUUUCAGAGCUCAUCUUUUCUUUUCCUCUUUUCGGACUAGUUMCCACAUCUGGAUCAGCUGCGUGGUUCUAGUCAAGCUUCUGGGACGGUUUUCUGACUUUGAACUAAUUUUUUUAUAACUUUUUCUAAGCAUCAUGGAGAGCUGGUUGAAAUGGUUGUGGUAUCACAGAAACUACAUCAUCAUCGUCAUCACUCCACUCAUCUUUCUGCCCCUGCCUUUAGUCAGCCCUACCUCGGAGGCAAGAUGUGGUUACGUCAUCAUCCUUAUGGCUCUUUACUGGUGCACAGAGUGCAUGCCUCUGGCUGUGACCGCCCUGCUUCCUGUUGUCCUCUUCCCCAUGAUGGGCAUCAUGAAGGCUGGAGAUGUCAGUAUCGAGUAUCUGAAAGACUCAAACAUGCUGUUCAUCGGAGGCCUGUUGGUGGCCAUCGCAGUGGAGCAAUGGAACCUUCAUAAACGCAUCGCUCUGCGAGUUCUGCUACUGGUUGGUGUUCGUCCAUCCCUGUUGAUGAUGGGAUUCAUGAUUGUGUCRUCCUUCCUGUCCAUGUGGAUCAGCAACACAGCCACCACAGCCAUGAUGUUGCCCAUCGCUCACGCCGUCCUCCAUCAGCUGCAGGCAACCGAGGCUCAAGCAGAAGAGCGAGAUUUCCAGAUCGCAGCUCAAGAAAACCUCGGCUUUGAGAUGGAAACCAAGGAGGAGAUGACAGAUAAGAAGCUUCCACAUGAGAACGGUGCUGCUGAGCCCAUGCAAAAUAUUGAGGCYUGGAAAGAUUCUAGAAGAAAGGCCAUGGAGGAGAAGUACGACCUCCUGACUAAAGGGAUGAGUCUGAGUGUGUGUUACUCUGCCAGCAUCGGAGGAACAGCCACGCUCACCGGCACCACACCUAACCUCAUCCUCAAGGGUCAAAUGGACAAGCUCUUCCCUGGAAACGGAGACGUGAUCAACUUUGCCAGCUGGUUUGGUUUUGCUUUUCCCAACAUGGUGCUGAUGCUGGUGAUCUCCUGGCUCUGGCUUCAGUUUAUGUUUCUGGGCUUCAACCUGAAGAAGUCGUUCGGCUGCGGCGUGAAAAGCGACAGAGAUAAGGAGGCRUACGCCGUGAUGAGAGGGGAGUACAGGAAGCUGGGCGGGAUGAAGUUUGCCGAAGGAGCCGUGCUCACCAUCUUCGUCCUGCUCGUGCUCCUCUGGUUCACCAGGGAGCCGGGCUUCAUCCCCGGCUGGGCCACAGUGCUCUUCAAUCAGGACGGGGCGUUUGUGUCAGACGGAACCGUUGCGAUCUUCAUGUCCAUGCUCUUCUUCAUCAUUCCCUCUCGCUUGCCGACGUUUGGCAGCUACGGCUACAACGAGGCAGGUAAACUGGUGAAGGCUCCUCCGGCUCUGCUGGGCUGGCAGGUCGUUCACGAGCGAAUGCCCUGGAACAUCAUCCUGCUGCUGGGAGGCGGCUUCGCUCUGGCUGCUGGCAGCGAGGUAUCAGGUUUGUCCAAAUGGCUCGGCCAGAGUUUGGCGCCCCUACAGAAGAUYCCCCCCUUCGCCAUCUCCAUCCUGCUGUCCCUCCUCGUCGCCACCUUUACAGAGUGCUCCAGCAACACGGCCACCACCACUCUCUUCCUGCCCAUCCUGGCCUCCAUGGCCACAGCCAUCCAGAUACACCCUCUGUACGUGAUGCUGCCCUGCACCAUCGCUGCCUCUCUGGCCUUCAUGCUGCCUGUGGCCACGCCCCCCAACGCCAUCGCCUUCUCCUUUGGAAACCUCAAAGUCAUAGACAUGGUAAAAACGGGCUUCAUGCUGAACAUCAUUGGAAUUCUCUGCAUUAAUUUGGGCAUCAACACCUGGGGUUACGCCAUGUUCAACAUGGGCACCUUCCCUCAGUGGGCCAACAACACACACAGUCUCCCUUAAGGUUCAGGGAGAUAAAGCCAAACCAAAAAGUGUUUCUAAAAUAACGUUUUACUUUAAUUUAUUUAGUCUAAAAAUGUAUAUUUUGCCCUAAAUUGAACAAAAAGUUGGAUCUCAGAGGCCUCCAACACCUAAACGUCAUUAAGAAAAUAUGUUUUCUUUAAACAAAAAAAGUGACAUCCGCAUUAGAAAGCUGUUUUCAGUUUUGAAUAAUUAGAUCAUUACAAAUUUGGCGCACCAUAAUAAUGAUAAAAAUAGCAACAGCACAUAUUCSAAUGGAGUUAGUGUUUCUAAAUUAAGAAUUACAACCGAGGUAUUUACUGAAGGCUUCUGAGCUUUCAGCUUUAAUAUUAAACUUUAAGCGAACAGCAGUUCCUGGUGUCAGGGACGGAACAAACCAGAAACAGUGGAUGCUUGUUUCCUCGUGAGCAUCGUCCUGCAAGUGUCGACAUUUUAUCGACCCGUUUAUCAUUUACAGAUCACGCUCACGGGUUGGCUUUUACUCUGAUUGUUGCUGGAUUUUUUCAUAAGCACAAUGGAAACAUAAGAGGCUGAAUUAACUGUAUCAGUUAAUUUUAAUUUAUUACCGUAAGCUUAAUUCAUUGUAAGUCUUUUUUAUUUGGUUGCAUGUUUUUCUUUAUCAAUGUUUUUUUUUAUUACACCAAACACACACCGACUUUUCUUUUUGUAAUUUUAAACACCAAMGUGGAAAAUUUUAGGUGAUUAUUUAUAUGCUGCACUUGUAUUGUUUUUUAGAUUAAUAUUGAAAAAUUAAGUUUCUGCUACGUUUUUCAAUAUAAUCCUUUUUUUCAUCAACUGGUAUUAUAAUUGGGUAAAUGGGGAAAUUCAUUCUAACGAAAGUUUCUUUACGAGAAAAGUCAUGUCUUAAUACAAGAUGGUCCAUUUAUGGUUCUUAUAAACAARAAGUCCACUUGAACCUGCUCUAUUACUGAUAAGGAUAAGUUUCUGAAGCAGAUAAAAUGCAAGAGCUUGAAAAAAACAAAWGAGCUUUUAACUGUCGUAGCUAAACGUGGUGAAUAAAUAACAUCUUACCUGUUGUAGAAAGCUUCAGUAACAACUUCAUUAUGGAAAAAUAGAGUUUAGUUCUGACAGGAUUAACAAACAAAAGACCAAAUUGGAUUAUUGCUCUUUAAACUACUCCAGUACAAACAAAUCCACAUGAACACUUAUAUAAAGUCUUACACCUCUUGUUUUUAUUAUAUGCUUAUUUGCACAUUGUGCGUUUUCUUCCUGCAUCAGCUAGAUAUAACAAAUCUUGCAAAAAUAUCCAGAGAUGUAAAGUAACUAAGUACAAAUACUUUGUUACUGUACUUAAGUAGAAAUUUUGGUUAUCUGUACUUUUCUUGA